GGAAAGACAGUGAACAGUGUGUGUUGGUAUGAUUAUGAACCCAGGGUUUUCUCCUCAUGCAAAUGUUUUCAAAUUCACUGUCGAAUGCGCAUCCAAAGGGAACAAUGAGAGUGGCAUUGGGGUUGUCUUGAGAAACAUUAAUGAGAGAAGCAGGGGAAAUUCGCAGCAGCAUAAUUAUGGGGAAGCAUUGUCAAAGAGCAUCUUGUUCUUUGAAGGGCAGAGGUCAGGGAAGUUGCCACCAACUCAGAGGAUGACUUGGAGAAAGGACUCUGCGCUUCAAGAUGGCUUUCAACUUGCUGAUACUCGAUUCUUUGAUCAAGUUGACUUGGUUGGUGGUUACUACGAUGCUGGUGACAAUGUAAAAUUCAACUUUCCAAUGGCAUUUUCAACAACCAUGCUGGCCUGGAGUGUGAUUGAGUUUGGAAAAUUAAUGGGCCCAGAUCUCAAACACGCACUGGACUCGAUUCGUUGGGCCACAGAUUAUUUCCUAAAAGCCACAAGCACCCCUGGGCUUGUGUUUGCAGUGGUUGGUGACCCAUAUAGUGAUCAUAAUUGCUGGGAGAGACCUGAAGACAUGGACACACCUAGAACUGCCUAUGCUGUUAGCAAGGACUACCCUGGCUCGGAAGUCUCAGCUGAAAUAGCAGCAGCACUUGCAGCCUCUUCCAUUGUCUACAGAAAAUAUCAUCUUGGUUAUUCGAGAAGGCUUCUCCAAAGGGCUAUAAUGGUUUUUGACUUUGCAGAUAAGUACAGAGGAUCAUACAAUGACAGCAUCGGACACUGGGUAUGCCCAUUCUAUUGUGAUUAUAGUGGCUACCAGGACGAAUUGGUCUGGGGAGCAGCAUGGUUGUUCAAGGCUACUAAGCUCCCUUUUUACUGGAAUUACAUUAAGCAAAACAUUCAUAAUGUGAAAAACUUUGGUGAAUUUGGAUGGGACUCAAAGGAUGCUGGUAUCAACGUGCUCGUAUCAAAGCUUCUAAUGAGUAGCUCUCCUAACUCAUUUAUCCUCAAUGCUGACAAGUUUAUCUGCUCUGUGCUACCUGAAUCACCUUCAGUAUCAGUUUCAUACUCUCGAGGUGGGCUAUUAUUCAAGAAUGGUGGGAGUAACUUGCAACAUGCAACAACACUCUCAUUUCUUUUUCUUGUUUAUGCUCGCUAUUUGAAUAAAGUCAAAAAAGAGAUUGACUGUGGCGGUAAUGUUUUUGCUUCUCCAAGGCGACUUAAACAAUUAGCAAAAGGCCAGGUGGAUUACAUACUAGGAACCAACCCAUUGAAUAUGUCAUACAUGGUAGGAUAUGGAUCAAAGUUUCCUCAAAGAAUACAUCAUCGUGCAUCAUCACUACCAUCUGUAGAUCAGCACCCUGGCUACGUUGGUUGCGAAGGAGGAUCCCCUUAUUUUCAAAGUCAAUACUCAAACCCUAACUUGCUUAUAGGAGCUGUCGUAGGGGGGCCAGAUAUCACAGAUUCGUAUGAAGAUUCUCGAACUGAUUUUGUGCAUUCAGAACCUACAACAUAUAUCAAUGCACCACUUGUGGGUGUUUUGGCUUACUUCAAAUCAUAUCCAUCUUAAUGUCAAAACUUAAUUAGGUAUUUUACUAUAGUAUAAAGCCUUGGUUUAUAUGGGAAAAAAAGAAAAAAAUGACAGCCAUGACACUGCAUAGGACGCUAAUUGAGAUAAAAAUUGUAUCAUUAUGCCAAAUUAACUUGUACAUUGUAAUAUCUACGAACAAUACCCAAUACAAAUGUUUUAUUUUUCUUGUCAAAA
This is a messenger RNA of Lotus japonicus, 1765 nucleotides long. RefSeq names its product endoglucanase 8-like. Bases 29 to 1570 code for a protein of 513 amino acids. Lineage: Eukaryota; Viridiplantae; Streptophyta; Magnoliopsida; Fabales; Fabaceae. The record is from RefSeq and is a predicted model, not a curated record. Gene Ontology annotation, biological process: carbohydrate metabolic process. The transcript is spliced from 8 exons. Gene Ontology annotation, molecular function: hydrolase activity, hydrolyzing O-glycosyl compounds.